Messenger RNA from Magnolia sinica, 935 nucleotides. Its product is annotated as nuclear-pore anchor-like. NCBI's taxonomy places the organism in Eukaryota, Viridiplantae, Streptophyta, Magnoliopsida, Magnoliales, Magnoliaceae. Gene Ontology annotation, cellular component: transcription elongation factor complex. The transcript has 4 exons. The record is from RefSeq and is a predicted model, not a curated record. The coding region runs from base 454 to 816 and encodes 120 amino acids. Gene Ontology annotation, molecular function: nucleosome binding; histone binding. Gene Ontology annotation, biological process: nucleosome organization; positive regulation of transcription elongation by RNA polymerase II; mRNA transcription by RNA polymerase II.
CAAUGUUUUAGGGGCAACACUUGAGGAUAUUGCUGAAGAGGAGGAACAACCAGAAGAAGAGGAUGGGGAUAUUGGUGAAGAUGAUGAGAUGGCAAAUUUUAUUGUGGAUGAAGAACAAGUUGAUGACAAUGGCGCUCCUGUGAGGAGGAGGAAACCAAGUAAAAAGAAGUCAAGGCAAGCACCUGGUGUGUCCACAAUAAGCGCUUUCAGGAAGAAGCUCGAAGGAUUGACGAUGAGACGAGGCUUGCAUUGAAUCAACAGCUUUUCAACUUUAUUCUUGAGUCUCUUAAGGUUGUCGAAUUUGAAAGAGAGGUUGAUGAUGUUGAUGUAAAUUUUAAUUUGCAUUUCCCUCCAGGUGAAGUGGAAGUGGAAGAAGGGUAGUUUAAGAGGCCAAAAUGAAAAUCUCUGUAUAGUAUUUAUAGUAAGGCUAGUCUAUGGGAGGUAGCAAACAAGAUGUGCUCAAAGGUGCCAGGCACAUGUCUUCACUCUCCAAGUGCUAAUGAGCAGCAACGUAAGAAAAAUGACCAACAACGUCUAUUGAAGUUUAUGACAGACCACCAGCCUCAUGUUGUCAUUUUGGGAGCAGUGAAUUUGAAUUGUAAAUGUCUGAAGGAUGACAUCUAUGAGGCUGACAAGCUAAAGAAGUCAGUGGAGGAUGAAAUUCAUUUUCUCAAGGGAAGGGUUUCAGAACUUGAAAGUGAUCUUGUGUCGAAGUGCAUAGAAGUUACAUCUGUAGUUUCAAGGAAAGAAGAAGCUCUAUCUUCUGCAUUUGCUGAAAUUGACCGUCUGAAGGAAGAAAAUUCUAUAAAAACGUGAGCAUUAUUGAAUGCAUAUGGAGGGUGUUUACUGUGUUGGAGUGUAUUUGUUUCUUGCAUAUGAGGGCACGCCUUAGUUGUAAUUCUUAUGACAGGUUGAGCAAAGUGAAGUAUUGUUUA